Dinoponera quadriceps is the source of this 2078-nucleotide messenger RNA. RefSeq names its product MOB kinase activator-like 2 (gene Mob2). The record is from RefSeq and is a predicted model, not a curated record. The transcript is spliced from 5 exons. Gene Ontology annotation, biological process: signal transduction; positive regulation of protein phosphorylation. Gene Ontology annotation, molecular function: protein kinase activator activity. The coding region runs from base 801 to 1529 and encodes 242 amino acids. Lineage: Eukaryota; Metazoa; Arthropoda; Insecta; Hymenoptera; Formicidae. Gene Ontology annotation, cellular component: cytoplasm; nucleus.
UGAUUUUAUUUCUUCAACGUGGAGUAGCACAUGAAGUACAAGCUACACGGAAACUGACAAAUAAUUAUUCGUUGUAAGCAAUUUAUUGCGCGAGAAAUCGCAUCGUGUAUUCCACGCUGCGGGAAACUCAAUCACGAAGAGGAAUCGUUCAGGUAGCACAUCACAGCGACGUUUGAAUUUGCCGCGGAUUCCUCGACGGUCGGUAACGCGACCGCUGGCGCGGCAAGUAGCGCCUCUGGCGGCGGGUCGGCGUUGCGCGCGCUCAGGGCGCUCACUCCGCCGCGAAGCGACGUCAGACGAUCAGCUGUACGCUCGUCGCGGCUACGGCUUGUUCGCGCGCGCCACAACAGGCCCAUAUUGUCGCUUGUGAUCGCGCGCGAGUGCAUCGCAGCACAGUAGCGAGCACAGCGCUCCCGGUGCGAUCACGCGGCGGACAGACGACAGGCGGGAACGAAUCUCGGCCGUGUAUUUCGACGGGCAGCGGGGCAUGACGGGAACAGGUGACAAUAGAGCCGCGCCAUGUUAGAUUUCACGAGAUCGCGAAACGCGCGCCGCUGCCGCCGCCGCUGCUGCUGCUGCCGCCGCCGCCGCUGCUGUUGCUGCCGCCGCUGCUACUACUACCGCUAACUACUACCGUGGUGGCCAGUACCGUGUGGAAAGAGAAAGGGAAGGAGGAGAUUUACACUUUGUUUUCUCGGCUCUCGCGCGCGCAGCUUUCCUCCUCACGACGGUGAUCCAUCCGAAAAUCAUCCAAGCUGGAUAGGUUACCCGAGUAUCUCCGCGAUACCGUGGACUGGUUUAUGGGAAAAGCCAGACGAAAGGAGAAAGAUGCGGGAACCACGGAGGAUCCGAAACUGUACCUGGAGGAGGCGGCCCUCGAGAGGCAGCUGCCGGAGUUGGACCUGAGAAUGCUCGUGGAUCUACCGCCCGGCCUGGAUUACAACGAGUGGCUGGCGUCGCACACCCUCGCACUGUUCGAUCACAUUAAUCUCGUCUACGGCACGAUAUCCGAGUUCUGCACCAUGACGGGCUGCCCCGACAUGACCGGUCCCGGUUUAAGAACGUAUCUGUGGUUCGACGAGAAGGGGAAGAAGACGAGAGUGGCGGCACCACAAUAUAUAGACUACGUUAUGACAUUUACGCAACGCACUGUUAGCGAUGAAACUAUAUUCCCUACAAAAUACGCAAACGAGUUUCCAAGCUCGUUUGAGUCGAUAGUGCGUAAGAUCCUGCGGCUACUGUACCACGUGGUGGCACACAUUUACCACUGCCACUUCAGGGAGGUGGCGCUCUUGGGGUUGCACGCUCACCUCAAUUGUGUGUUCGCCCACCUCACGCUCCUCAAUCAACGCUUCAACCUUAUAGAUCCCAAGGAAACGGAAAUCCUGGGGGACUUAGAGGCCGCCCUCUUGGGUGACUCGACAUCCGCGCCUUCGCAGACCUUAGCCAUCCAGGAGACUCCGACCACAACCACCACUACUACUAUCACCACCACCACCACUACCACCACCACCACAACCACCACCUAGAUCGCGUUGCGUCGUAGCGAGCGAGAAAAGGUUGCAGUUCCUGAGACUAGGUGACGAUAGGCGAUUCGUUCGUUUGUUCGUUCGGUUAUCUUUCUCCUCUUUUCCUUUUUAUAGACACUACGCGAACAGAUAAGAAUACAGAUUGUGAUGCCGUGAGCGUGUUAAUUAGUAGCAGGAUCGCGAGAAUGGCCGAAAAGAGAGAGAAAGAACGGCGAUUCUGUAAAAAAUGAAAAAAAAAAACAAAGAAAACGAUACCAGUAGUACCUGUAUAUAGCGAAGUGUGAACAAUUACAUGAUGUAAUUAGGUUCCUCCGUUUGUUGUUUGUGAGAUUGUACAUAAUUUAUUAAAUAGUAAGAUAUAUACGAGAGAGAGAGGGAGAGAAUGUGCGAGAGAAAGAGAGAGAGAGAAAGUGCGACAAAAAGAACGAGUAUUGAUUAUUAUUGACAAAGAGUUAGUUGCUAUAAGAGAUAAUUUGUUCUGUAAAAAAUGAAACAAUAAUAAUAUUGUAAAGUUAAAAUAAUACCAAAUAUAUACCUGGUGUUAAGGCA